This is a messenger RNA of Rangifer tarandus platyrhynchus (Svalbard reindeer), 1122 nucleotides long. The record is from the annotation of a GenBank genome assembly. NCBI's taxonomy places the organism in Eukaryota, Metazoa, Chordata, Mammalia, Artiodactyla, Cervidae.
AUGACUUUUCAAUUUAAUUUCACUAUAGAAGACCAUCUGGAAGAUGAAUUAACAUCUCUUGCAGAUGGAGCUUUAGCCCUACAUUCCUCAAAAGAGUCUUCAAUCUCAGAAAGACAAAAAGGUACACAUAGAGACAAAAAAUGUUCCACAGAACAAUCUGACUUGCUGCAGGACCAUUUGUGGGAACAUAAGUCAGAGGGAAAUGAGGCUCCCUCUCAAGAUCCAGACAGCUCAUUCAGUGCAGCUAACAGUUCAAGUAACUUGGAACCACACGAGGAAAAGACCUGCUUGAGAGUUGCCAAAGAGCAUGCUAUGCCUAAAGAUUUAAAGAAAGUGUUAGAAAAUAAAGUCACAGAAACAUUACCAGGUCUCCAACACAUUAACAUAUCAAUAAUGAAAACCACCUUGUUGAAAGAGAACUUCCCUGGAGAAAACAUCAUUUCAAAAAGCUUUUCUUCUCACUCUGACCUGAUUUCAGGUGUUUAUGAAGGAGGCUUGAAAAUCUGGGAGUGUACCUUUGACCUCCUGGCAUAUUUGACAAAGGCCAAAGUGAAAUUUGCUGGGAAAAAAGUGUUGGAUCUUGGUUGUGGAUCAGGGUUGCUGGGUAUAAUGGCACUCAAGGGAGGUGCCAAAGAAAUUCAUUUUCAAGAUUAUAACAGUGUGGUGAUUGAUGAAGUAACCUUACCUAAUGUAGUGGCUAACUCCACUUUGGAAGAUGAAGAAAAUGAUGUAAAUGAACCAGAUGUGAAAAGACUCAGGAGAUCAGCAGUAGCACAAGAGCAAUGUAAAUGCCGCUUCUUUUCAGGGGAGUGGUCUGAGUUUUGUAAGCUUGUACUGAGCAGUGAAAAACUCUUUGAAAAAUAUGAUCUCAUUCUUACCUCAGAAACGAUCUACAAUCCAGAUUAUUAUGGUCCUCUGCACCAAACAUUCCUUAGAUUGUUAGAUAAAAAUGGACGGGUGCUUUUGGCCAGCAAAGUACAUUAUUUUGGUGUGGGUGGAGGUACUCAUCUCUUCCAGAAGUUUGUAGAAGAAAGGAAUGUAUUUGAGACUAGAACACUUGAAAUAAUUGAUGAAGGACUAAAGAGAUGCCUAAUUGAAAUGACUUUUAAGUACCCUAGUUAA